This is a messenger RNA of Tuber aestivum (summer truffle), 693 nucleotides long. Lineage: Eukaryota; Fungi; Ascomycota; Pezizomycetes; Pezizales; Tuberaceae. The record is from the annotation of a GenBank genome assembly.
AUGGCAAACGACGAGUACGAUGUGAGUUUUACCGUCCUCUUCUCUUAUCCUUCUCCUUGGUCCCGAAAAGCUUACAAAAUUCCGCUAUUCCCUAGUUUCUAUUCAAAGGUACAAACCCUAUAAGAAGAAAAUAACGCUCCAUCCCCUAAGAGCCUCAUGAUGAUACCCCACCUGCGACCACCAUCGCACAUCAUCUAGAUCCCCUGACCAUGCUAGUGCAGCUAUCGCAUUUAUUGCCCUGUCAUUCGGGAUGAUGUAUUAACGUUUUCCGAUAUAGUUGUCCUUAUUGGAGACUCUGGUGUCGGAAAGUCCAAUCUCCUCAGUCGUUUCACUCGUAACGAAUUUAACUUGGACUCUAAGUCUACUAUCGGCGUGGAGUUUGCCACUCGCUCUAUCCAGGUCGAUACUAAGACCAUCAAAGCCCAGAUUUGGGAUACUGCCGGCCAGGAACGUUAUCGUGCCAUCACCUCCGCCUAUUAUCGCGGAGCUGUCGGGGCUCUACUGGUCUACGAUAUCUCAAAGCAAAUCACCUAUGAUAACGUUACUCGUUGGCUCAAAGAACUCAGGGACCACGCUGACAACAAUAUUGUGAUCAUGCUUGUUGGCAACAAGAGUGAUUUGAGGCACUUGAGAGCUGUUCCGACAGAGGAUGCAAAGAAUUUUGCGGGUUGGUCUCGUGAUCGCCUUAAAUGA